AUGGCUGAAUGGCGCAUGCUUGCGCUGCCACCUGUGCUGCUUGCGCCCUCCGUGGUGCCAAAUGCCAUCACGCGCGCGGGGUUCUACGACUUGACGCAGGGUUCGAUCCUGGGCUACUUCCCCCGCGCCCUGGAGCAGCUUGCGAAGCUUCUCCCUGCGCUGCUCGCGCUGCCAUGGGAGCAGCGGGAGGUGGUUGUCAUGGGGCGCCGCGUGCAGCAGCCGCGGCAGAUAUGCUACUUUGCAGACUCCCCGACGCUCACCUACACAUAUUCGGGCCUCACCCUGUCGCCGCUGCCCUGGGGAUCUGGUGCCGUGGCGCAGAUAAAGGAGGCAGUUGAGCGCCUGGUGGCAUCAGAGAGUGCGGCCGCCGGCCUGCCCGGCGCUGGCAACCCCAGCAGCGGUGCCAGCGCUUCAGAUUGCGCAGGCAGCCAAGGCACGGACGCGGGGUUCAGCGACGACAACGGCGGCGGCGGCGGCGGCGGCGAGGGCGCGAGCAGCAGUGGCGGCGGCGCCUUCAAUUCGUGCCUUUUGAAUUUGUAUGAGGACGGGUCCCGCUAUGUUGGGUGGCACCGGGACGAUGAUAAGGUGUUUGGCAGUGAACCAGAGAUUGUGUCUGUCUCAUUUGGGGCGACGCGCGACUUCCACCUGCGCGAGGCUGCAGCGGGCGGCGGCGCCGCGCGCCGCCGGCUGUGCGUGCGCCUGUCGCCCGGGGACGUGCUGGUCAUGCGCGGCGCGCUGCAGCGGCGCUGGCAGCAUGCGUUGCCGAAACGGGCGGGUGUGGAUGGGCCCCGCGUGUCGCUCACGUUUCGCAGGAUCGUGGCCCCUGAGGCUGCGCGGUGA
Molecule: messenger RNA, 840 nt
Organism: Monoraphidium neglectum
Lineage: Eukaryota; Viridiplantae; Chlorophyta; Chlorophyceae; Sphaeropleales; Selenastraceae
Product: putative Alpha-ketoglutarate-dependent dioxygenase alkB like protein 3
Exons: 6
Coding region: 1-840 (279 amino acids)
Biological process (GO): DNA repair; DNA alkylation repair
Cellular component (GO): nucleus
Molecular function (GO): dioxygenase activity
Source: RefSeq, a predicted model, not a curated record